GUUUCAAAAGCACUUUUCGUUCACAUGUCACAUAUAUUAAAGUUUGUUUCAGUGUCAACAGGUUCAAGGUUUAAGCAGGGCUGUAACACACCCGGUGAGUGGCAUAUAAACGUCACAUUCCGCACAGAAACCCACUUAACUCGUUACGAUUGAGUAAGUCAGCAAAUGUUCACAGAGGAAAAGGAGGGGUUGCAGGUGUGUGUGUGUCGUCAUUAAACCUUUAACCCUCCAUCACGACCAGAACACGCUCUCUCUCUCUCUCUCACAUACACACUCACACUGUGAUCUGAUGGCUGUGCUCGUGCUGCGAUGGAUCUUCAGUCUGUUGACGGUGAUCAUCAUCUCUCAGAGUGUGUGUCUCAUCUACAACACAUCAUAUUCACACAACACCGGGGAUGCAGUUACAGACACGUUUUACCAGUUACAUUGCAGUAAACUCAGAGAACAGUUCUCAUCAGACAACAUCAAACCAGCUCAAAGAAUUGACAUCAUGAAAUUCACUCAGGACGUUUUGAAUUUAAUGAACUGCCCGUACAGAUCAAACACAAGUGAACGAGCGUCAAACAAGAUUAGACUGAAUCUUUAUUGUAAUGCCACAGGAUCUUUAUUCCUCACCAAACACAACACAGCUAUCAAUGAAGAGAUCCCAUACGAAACAGAAAUGAAACUCACUCACAAGAUAGACAAAAAACUUCACAACAUGUUUCCUGAGGAUUUUCCGUGGACGUCUGGUAGUCUGGGCCAUUGUGCUGUGGUGGGCAGCGGGGGGAUUCUGCAGAACAGCAGCUGUGGACCCGAGAUUGACAGUGCAGACUUCGUCAUAAGGUUUAAUUUGGCUCCCAUUAAUGACAGCGAUGUUGGUGUGAAGACGCAUCUGGUGACCAUAAACCCCAGUCAGAUAGAGAAGAAUUACAAAGACAAGAAUGGCCCUGAUCGGCUGGUGAAGCACGUCAGCGUGUACGGGAACGCACAUCUCAUCCUUCCCGCCUUCGCCUUCCCCUCUAAUACAAAAUAUGCCAUGACAGUUCUUCAAGCCCUUCAGCCAGUCAGACCCCAGCAGCCGGUGGUGUUCUUCAGCCCCUCUUACCUGCGGAACCUGGCCAAUUUCUGGAAGUCGCGUGGCCUGAAGGUGAAUCGCCUCUCGACGGGGUUCAUGAUGAUCAAUGUUGCGCUGGAGGUGUGUGAGGACGUGCACGUGUACGGUUUCUGGCCGUUUGACAUCGACCCAAUGCAGCGGCAGGUCCCGCAUCAUUAUUAUGACAACAGGGGCCCGAGCCACCGCAGGCAUCGCAUGCCGGAAGAGUUCCUGCGUCUGCUGCGUCUGCACAGCCAGGGGGCCCUGACACUGCACCUGCAGUCCUGCGCUGCCUGAACCAGACACCAGCGCAUGUGAGCGGAGCUGAGCGGUGGAAUUUCUGCUCCCCGCUCCAGCGCUCAGAGUCGCACCAAACUGCUCCGCUCAAUUCCCCUCCCCGCUCAUCGACAAUUUCAUCCCAUCCACUCCGGUGAAAUCUCUGCACGCUCGCUCAAAUUUAAAUUUCCUCUGCAUGCCUAACACCGGCUACUGGAACUGAUCGCGGUCAUUCUAGUCUAUGCUUGUGUUUACACCAGACGUGUCGCGGCAUGUUUCAAUAGUCGGUGUGUUUCAAAAGUGUCUCUACGCAACUGCUUCGCUGAAGAAAGAUGCCUUGACUAUUUUUGACGGACACCGUGUCCAAACCGCACUGCAAAUAGACAAUAUUUUCAGAUGUCAACCAAUAUAAAAUGCUCACUUUUUGCUCUGGCUUCCCCAUGUUUGCGCAUCACACUGUCAUGUUUUUCUUUUUAGAUUGAAAUACGAAUCCUUACUUUCUGAAAUCGUAUCACCACAUUCCUGUUCAUGUUCAACAUCGUUAUCAUCUAGUUUUUUAACAGGAAUUGUAAACCAGUACGACCUGUCGAUUUGCUUUUGGAAAUAUUUCACGAACUCCAUCUCUCCUUCACAAUGAACGAUUUUUGAAGUAUAGGCUGACAGUAUUGUACAUUUUUGAAGGCACAGGUGAAUUCUGGCUGGAUUUGUGCAUGCCCUAGACUCGUGCUGUGAGCGCUGUCGGAGCGGAACUGGAGCGACACAGAGCAAUCGCUCCACCAUUUGGGUAAAGACCCCCUCAGCGCUCAGACUAUAUUUGCACGCUCCGCUCACAUGCUCUGCCAGACACACACACUGUCUGCUACACACACGCACAAAAAAACACCUGAGGGGCCAGCACACACACACACACUUACUGACUGCUACUCACAUGUACAAAAACACACCUGAGGGGCCUGCACAUAUACACACACACACACACACACACACACACACUGACUUGCUGCUGCACACGCACAAAAACAAAAGCUAAUUGUGUUCAACAUGGAAAAAAUGGGUGUGUAUAUCUCAGGUAAAGAGAGAGAAAUUAUAAUGAGCUUAAAGUCCCCGUGAACCGGAAGUUGCGAUUGUUUUUACUUCCAUAUUUUGCCGCAUUUCCCAGUGAAAUAAAUAGCCGAGUGGCAUCCGUCUUUCUAUUUGAUUUGAUGUUUGAAAACAGAUUGAUCUUAAAAUCCAAAGAAUCCAAAUUCUCAUAACAAAAGCUGGCGUAAAUAUCAUCGUAAAAUUGAGACAGCCUCAUGGUUGUUUUAAAUCUCAAUAGGUAAAAUGUUUAAUACGUGUAUUUGGUUGUUUCACAUGUGACAUGUAUUGUAUUGAGCCUGAAUCAUCAUUUUGACGUUUACUAGCCAUUAAGGAAUAUUUAUUUUGAUAUAGGUUAAUAAUAAGCUCUAGCACCCUUACUUUAGCUUUCAUUAUUGUACUGCUUUUUACAUUAUUCUGACAAACUGACGAAACGGAGAGAGGUCACAAGUUUUAUGCCGUAGUAACAAUUAUUUUGCAUUUAUAAUUUAUGUUAUAAUAAGUUUAUGUUUUAACACUUGCUAACAUAUUAGCUAACAUGCAAUCGUAAAUGCCGUUUAACACAUCACAAGCUAAUAUAUAUAGGCUAUUAGAAUGCAAUGUUCAUGUUACACACAUUAAAUUUAAUUGUAUAGAUAUACAUAUACAGUUACCACACGAGCAAGCCAGUUAAAUCAUAUUAUUUUAUUCUUACGACAAAGAUUAAGAUGUUCUUUAGAAAGUAUUUGAGAAUGUUUUAAGAAAUGUUUGAGAAUUGCACUUGCGAACAAUCUUAUGAAAUUCCUACAAUAUAUCUUACGAAAGUUCUUAUAUUUUGUCUUAAGAACAUUUUCGUGAAUCCGGCCCUAGGCAAUUGGUGGUGAGGAGACAGGGUUACCAAGCCAAUCAGUACAUACACUUAAAGGGGAGGAGUUAAAGGAUGCUCCGCCCAAGCUGUCUAACCAACAUCAUUUAAGAUGUAUAGUCAUUUCAGGAUGGAAGUGCAUUUUCAGAUGUUAACCCGUGUGUGGUGUUCAUAUUUUUAUUACUCACCCAGUGUUUGUGGGUCUAGUGGACCCGCUGCAGUUCUAGGUUUUUAAUUCAACACCAUCACUAAGUAACAUUUAGUCAGUUAGAAGACACUUUUAUCCAAAGCAACUUACAGAGAGUUCAGGGAGCAAUAAGCAAUCUGUCACACAGGAGCAAUAAUACAACAGGUGCUGAUACAGAGUUACACUUUAUGUUAAAGUAAUGAAAAGAUGUUUAUUUCCUCCCAAUAACAAGCAAUCUUAACAACAUAUAUGGUUAAUAUUUGCCCUGUCCCAUUGUUAGAUCACAUUUAUGAAUUGAACUGCUCCACUUUUUUUUGCCGGGAACGGCAGGGGCAGAAACAGAAACUCACACUUACACACACUUUCGAUCACUCUCUCUCUCACACACACAGAAACACACACAGUCAUUCUUAAAGGGGGCCACGGCAUGAAAAGGACACAAUGAAGGUACACAUUGUGAACCUGUGUUUCCACACUUUUAUAAGCCCUUGGUCUUGUUCACCUGAACAGCCUGUAUGUAUAUAAAUGUGUAGGGGGUGUACAGCGUGCGGUCAUUGAAAAUGUGUCCUGAAUUGUGUUCUCCACAGAAAAUAAGCCAAAGCCAAGGAAAAAAUUAUUAAUGGUUUCAUUUUUCUUUGAUAAAAAAUGACCUGAACACCAUACAAGGGUGAACUGAAGAUGAUGAGGGCACAUUCAUUUUAAAAAGAGAACGACCCAAAUUGAUCAUCUAUUUACAAUAAACACAGCAAAAUUUCAUGAAAAAAUAGGCAUUUUGUCAUUUGUAAUUUCACUGGGACUUUAAACCAAUUAAACAGCAACAUUUGAGGCAAGCUAAGAUUGCUCAAACGUACCUGAGGAAGCACUGAAACCAGUUUUGUGUAGCAGGAGUCAUGUGUUGUGUUGAUGUUUUGUCAGGUUUGUGUCUUGUGUUCAUGGACAGUUUUGAUGCGCUGCACCUCUCCUCGGUUUCUCUUUUAUUUAAUAUCUUCAUGUUUGCUCUGUUGUGUGGUUUUAUUGUCACUCAGCAAGUCCAGAGAAGUCUUUAGUUUUGUAUUUGUUUUGAGUUUUGUGAUGUAUCUGUGAGGAUGUUUUCAAAUGUACAGGUGUGAGCACAAUCACAUGCAUACACACGUCAGUGUUAUUUCACCUGGUGAUUUGGGCCUUUGAUCUUUGAUUUCUGUGUGAAGUCUAUUUAUAUCUAUGAAUGAUUAUAAUAUUGAAUUAUGAUUGUGAAACUGUUUAAAU
Triplophysa dalaica is the source of this 4704-nucleotide messenger RNA. Its product is annotated as alpha-2,8-sialyltransferase 8F-like. The transcript is spliced from 7 exons. Gene Ontology annotation, biological process: N-glycan processing; oligosaccharide metabolic process. The record is from RefSeq and is a predicted model, not a curated record. NCBI's taxonomy places the organism in Eukaryota, Metazoa, Chordata, Actinopteri, Cypriniformes, Nemacheilidae. Bases 290 to 1372 code for a protein of 360 amino acids. Gene Ontology annotation, molecular function: alpha-N-acetylneuraminate alpha-2,8-sialyltransferase activity.